Eimeria acervulina is the source of this 1860-nucleotide messenger RNA. RefSeq names its product CCR4-NOT transcription complex subunit, putative. The coding region runs from base 1 to 1860 and encodes 619 amino acids. Lineage: Eukaryota; Apicomplexa; Conoidasida; Eucoccidiorida; Eimeriidae. Gene Ontology annotation, molecular function: nucleic acid binding; poly(A)-specific ribonuclease activity. Gene Ontology annotation, cellular component: CCR4-NOT core complex; CCR4-NOT complex; P-body. The transcript is spliced from 8 exons. The record is from RefSeq and is a predicted model, not a curated record.
AUGGAAAUACAAUUAGAUCUGCCUUUGCAAUGCGGAGAACCUGAUCAGUUGGCCAAGGCGGGGGCACUCUCUAUGCAUCGUUUGGGACAGACAUUUUCUGGUGCAAGGGAUACAGAUACUGACUUGCGCCUGCCUACUAAGGCUAAUGUGCUGCUUCUCUGCCACCUUAUGAGACCAUGCUACGAGCUACCCACCAUGGGGAUCAGCACCCCAGUUCCCUGCGUUGCUGCACAACAACCUGUGCGGUGCUACGGCGAUAUCGUGGACCGGCGGAGGCGCCUCUCUUCCUUUUCAAAUAAUAAACUAAGCAGUUCGGGGCGUGAAAGACGAGGGAGAUGCACUGAGGGCUGGGCUGCGUAUUUGAUUAAGGGCCCGUUUAUAUCGUACCACCACAGCCUCAGCCGCUAUCACCUUCUUGUCCUCAUGAAUGGCUACGGCGACGGUCUCCGCGGCCAAAUAAUUGAAGUAUGGGCGCACAAUCUUGAAGAGGAACUCGACCGCAUCAGGGAUGUUGUGGAACGCUAUCCAUACAUCGCGCUGGAUACAGAGUUUCCGGGUAUUGUGGCUCGGCCGACUUCGAAUGCUUUGGAUUAUAACUACCGGACGGUGAAGUACAAUGUGGAUUUAUUGAAAGUAAUUCAAUUGGGUUUAACUUUUGCAGAUAGUCGUGGGCGUUUGGCGGAGGGAACUUGCACGUGGCAGUUCAACUUUCGUUUCGACUUGAACGAGGAUAUGUACGCUCAGAACAGCAUUGAUUUCCUGAAACAGAGCGGCAUUGACUUUGAUAAACAGCAGAAAAAAGGAGUUGAAGUUCAUGAUUUCGGUGAACUAAUAAUGAAUAGUGGCUUAGUUAUGAACGAAGACGUCAAAUGGAUAUCUUUUCAUGGAUGUUACGACUUCGGGUACUUGUUGAAAUUGCUCACCUGCGAGGCUCUUCCUGAAUCAGAGAAUGCCUUUUUUGAGCUCGUUCAGGACUUCUUUCCUUCUCUAUACGACAUUAAAUUCCUUUUAAGAGACUUACCCAACUUCAAUCUCAGCCAAGGAAGCAGCUUGCAAAAGGUUAGCGAGCAACUCAAUGUAGAGCGGAUAGGACCCCAACAUCAAGCAGGAAGCGACAGUCUUGUUACUUGCCGCACUUUUUUUAAUCUUGUUGAAUCUUAUUUUGAUGGAAAGAUAGAUGAAGCAAAGUUCUCCGGUGUUAUCUACGGCUUGGGCGCAACUGCACAUAAACGGCACAGGGGGCCCCCUGGGGGGGCCCUCACUAACACCCCUUCUUUAGACUUGGGGGGCCCUGUGCAUUCUAAUGAUCUUAAACAGCAAGACAACAGCAACAAUCCCAACGGAGAUAUCAUGCUUGGGGGCCCCGGUGCUAUGGGCCGGUACGUCAGUGCUGGCCCGGGGGGCCGUCUAGGCGCUCAUCCGCAGCAGCAGCAGCAGCAGCAAGGACCAUGGGGCUCUAUUGGUCGUGUAGGCAGCGGAGUUGUGGGUAUGCGGCAACAGCAGCAGCAGCAGCAGCAUUCUCAGGCGCUUCUGGGUAUCCCUGCAGCAGCAGCAGCUGACAGCAGCGCAGCAGAUCGCCUUAGAGCGGGAGCUCCCGGGGGGGGCCCCCACUCAGGCAUCAUCCCAGGUAAUGGGGCCCCUCGAGGGUUCGGUUCAGAGCUCCAUCGCACAGGCAGCGCCCCUCCAGCGCCGCUGCUGUGCGGCAGCAGCGACGGCCGUGUAUGGCCCGCUAGUGGAAGCAUCACUGUUGGAGGGAGGCAUGCAAACGGUGAGCAGCAGCAGCGAGUUGGGGCCCCUGCUGCAGGAGCCUUCGUCUUCGAGGGCACGGGAGGGGCCGCAGGGGCCCCUAGGAGGCCCUGA